Molecule: messenger RNA, 975 nt
Organism: Seminavis robusta
Lineage: Eukaryota; Bacillariophyta; Bacillariophyceae; Naviculales; Naviculaceae
Source: the annotation of a GenBank genome assembly
UCAAACUCAAAGCUGGGGCAGCUGCUCCUGCAAUUGGUCUCUCUGUCUGAAGUCUCUGAGAACCGUCAAGGUGUUCUGGUGUUGGGCACCGACUGUGCAACAAAGUAGCGAUUGCUGCAUUUUUCAGACUACAACAGGAUCAUGGUGCAGCCCUACAAGCACGGAAAAAAGUGCAUUGCCGAUUUCAAGACCCUAAUGGAAAAUUGUACAAUGAGAAAGGAAGCUAACGUGCCCCCUGAAAAAUUGGUUAUCAUCCAUGAAGACACUGGUGUGGAAAAUGAUAUUGAUAUGGGAGACUUUGGGAUGGAAGAAACUAGCAAAGACAAGGCAAUUGCUGGGGAAACAAAGCUUAGAAAGCUUGCCAGUGCAUUGGAAUAUUGUUAUGGUGAAACGUUAGAAGUUCCUGCUUGGGCAAAAGCAUCAGAAAGCUGCCGCUCAUACUUUGUAGAGGAGGGGGGAGGAGGCAGAGCAACAACAACAACAACACAACAACAACAACAACAACAACAACAACAACAACAACACAACACAACACACACAACAACAACAACAAAAAACACAAACAAACACAACAACAACAAACAACACAACAACAACAACAACAACACAACAACAACAACACAACAACAACAACACACACAACAACAACACAACAAACAACAACAACAACAACAACAAAACAAAACAAAACAACAACAACACAACAACAACACAACAAACAACCACAACAACAACAACAACAACACAACAACAACAACAACCAACAACAACACAACAACAACAACAAUGCACGAUGCACCAGCACCUGUCCAUGAGAUUCUACAGGCAGUAUCGUCUUCCACUAACACUAUCUUCCGCCGCCACCAUCCAAUGGUUGCUGUGAACCGUAUCGCAAUUGGAUGCUUAACCGGAGAGGUCGUCCUCCGCAUUCUCCGCUUUGUGUGCACCGACUACACGGAUAUUCGUACUCGAUGA